GCGCGCCCCCAGCGCGGCCGGGGCCGGUACCGGGGGGAGCGGGGCCGGGACGGGGCGCCCGCGCUGCCGCCGCUGAGCAGGGGCCGCCCCGCGCGGCCCUGAUAUACACACAUACAUACAUACAUACAUACAUAUAUAUAUAUAUAUUUAUAUAAAGAGGGACCGGGCGGCGGCGAGGCCGCGGGGCACCUCCCGGCAGCGGUCCCGGGCUCGGGCAUGGCCGCGGGGCCAUGACGGGCGCGGCGGGCGGCGGCGGCGGCCGCGGGAGCAGCCGCCGUGCGGCGGCCGGCAAGGAGGGGGGCCGGUCGCGGAGCGCCCAGCCGCGGGCGGCGGGCGGCGGCGGGAGCGGCAGCGGCGGGGGCUCGGAGGAGGAGGAGCAGGAGCAGCAGCGGGACGGCGGGUCGCUCUUCCUGGUGAACAAGAGCGGCUUCCCCAUGGACGGGCAGACCUGGGAGCGGAUGUGGGGGCACGUGGAGCGGGUGCAUCCCGACGGCGGCGCCGUAGCCGCGGCCAUCCGGAGCGCCGCCCGCCUGGCUCGGCCCUCAGUGCCACCUGUGCCAAACUACAAGCUCUCCAUGUCAAUCCCAGAAUGGCUUCAGGCAAUACAGACCUACAUGAAGAUGCUGCAAUAUAAUCACACAGGAACCCAGUUCUUCGAGAUCAGAAAAAGCAGACCUCUAAGUGGGUUAAUGGAGACAGCAAGAGAAAUGACCAGGGAGUCCUUACCUAUCAAAUGCCUUGAAGCAGUUAUCCUGGGGAUAUACUUAACGAACGGGCAGCCCUCUGUGGAACGAUUCCCCAUCAGCUUUAAAACCCACUUCUCAGGGAACUAUUUUCAUCAUGUGGUGCUUGGGAUUUACUGCAACGGCCGGUACGGCUCACUGGGCAUGAGCAGACGAUCAGAUCUGAUGGACAAACCUCUAACUUACCGAACUCUGAGCGACCUCAUCUUUGAAUUUGAAGACUCCUAUAAAAAGUACUUACAUUCAGUCAAAAAAGUAAAAAUUGGAUUAUACGUCCCGCACGAGCCGCACAGCUUUCAGCCCAUCGAGUGGAAACAGCUGGUCCUCAAUGUAUCCAAAAUGAUGCGCACAGAAGUCAGAAAGGAGCUGGAGAAGUUUGCCAGGGAUAUGAGGAUGAAGAUUCUGAAACCCUCAAGUGCCCAUUCUCCGAUGAAAGAGAGAUCACGGGGUAAGUCGCUGUCCCCUCGUCGAAGGCAAGCGAGCCCUCAGAGACGGGCAUGCAGAAGAGAUAAAUCGCCUGCGGUGGUGGACAAGAAGGGAGACCUGGCGACACUCAACGAGGUGGGCUACCAGCUCCGCAUCUAACAAAGCCAUACUGGACAGAGGGCUUCCUGCUGCUUCCCACUGCACUUUACCUGCACUCCGUUGGAAAGGAAAAGGAAUGGACUAUUUAUUAACUUAUGUACUCCCACAAUAAAAGUUUUACCUAGAAAAUAGAAGGGGGGGAUUUUUUUUUUGGUGGCAGUAUUUAUUUCAAUUUAUAGAAAAGGCAUCAGCAAAGGGAACCUAAAAUUAGGUUUGCCAGGAUAGGAGAUUUUUCUUCCCCUCCCAUCAUGUAGCAGGUGACUCUGUGGUGUGAGUUUCUUCAAAUAUCAUUUCCCUGUACAAGUGUUAAUUGAACUUGGCACUGUGCUGGGUAGUAGCAUUGGAAUAACUAAGGAAUCUUAGUUUUAAGAUGUGCUGGGGUGCAGUGCAGUUAAAAGAAAAAUCAUAUUCAGUAUUAAUCUUUAAUUCAGCAAUAAAAGUAAGCAGUGCAGAAGUGGCAUAAGUUUUUAAAGUAUCAACAUUACCUCACUAGACUUAAUAGAUAUGCAAAACUGUCAGUAUUAUUGUUUUCUCACUAAUUUGUACUGUCUCCCAGCAUUUCUGGUAGUAUUAAAACAGCACUGGAUAUUUUACUGCCACCUGUAUUAUUUUCUGCAUGUUGCUGAAAGAUGUUAAGUAAUAGUAAUAUGCAAGUGUAUUCUUAAUACUGACAUCUUAUUAGGCAAGAUAUGAGGUUUUGGGUUUUUUAAACGAUGACAAUUGAUGAAUAAUGGAUUUUUAAACUUUCAUAAUUUUUUUUAUACUUUUGUCACAAGCUUUUAGUCUUUCCUGACUACACUGCUAAAGCACAAAACGUAGAGAUUGCUGUUUUGGAGAGACAAGUGUUCACCUAUUAGUCAGUUUUUUUCUCAUAUAUGUACCUGGAAUAAUGGAAAAACUGUCAGAAUUGCUAACCUGAGUCUCUGUGCUUUUCUUUCCACAUUUGUGUGUAAAUUUGAACCUUGUCUUUGAAAGGCUGAGCAGUCUCCAGUGGUGAUGCUUUGUCAUCUUACAGUCAAUCAGAAAUGGCAGGCUGAAGUUAACCUUCUGCUGUGCUGCUGUAAGGGGGUUUUCCUACAUGUGCUGUAGGUCUCACUGCUUAGUGAAACCUGAAUAAGGAAGUGUGCCCGAAAUAGCUGCAAAUCAAGCUUUUCUGCUUCUUUCCAACUCAAUCCUUUUGUUCUAAGACUUGGCUAAGGACCUGUGACCGACAGCAGCGUUCUCAAGUGACAUGGUAAGACUUACUGGGGUUCACCAUUCACAUUAGUGAAGUUCUCUGGAACCAUUCGAGUGCUGCAUUCCUGGAAAUAUUUCAUUAGGUGCCUAAACAUAAACUGGAUUAUUGUGCAAGUCCAGCCUCUACCCUUUGUGCUGUGCUUAUAGAUGAUACUGCCAUGGGCCUUGUGUACCUCCACUCCUGGGCACGUGCUUUUUGGGAUCUCAGUGAAGACAGGACGUUGUAACAGACCAUGAUGCUUAUUCAAAUGGAAUGAUUUAAGCUCCUAGAACACUUGUAUCAGCCAGCAAAUGAAUGAACACAGAAGGAGACAAUUGCUUGUACACAAACCUCAUUGCCCAAAAAAGUCAAUGAAUUUCACCUGCCUAGGACAGGAAGAAAACACCAGGACCCUGCAACCUUCUACAACCAGUGAAAGGCUUUGUACCACUUAGACUUCAGAAGGUCAAAGAAGAAAACUUUUCAAAUGUAUGACUCUUCUUUAUCCAAGUUUACCAUAUCAAUUACAGGGAGGCCUUUCCCAUCCCUCUUUCUGUAAACUUUUCCACUCCCGUGUUCACAAUAGGGAUUUUUUUUAGUUAAUGAGUGAAUUUGAAGAGAGGGAAAUACUCUUUUAGUAGAAAUUAUUGUGUAAUUUGACAUCAGCUGCAGAGUUUCAGUUUUAAACUUUGUGCUGCCCAGUGUCUUGCGACCUAAACAAUGUUUUUUUCAUGUAUUCCUUAGAAUUUCUCAUGCAUAAAAUGACGUGGAAAAACUUUUGAUCAGCUGUAUCCUAUAGCACAAGAUUAUCUGAUAUGUGGCAAGUUUUUUCUAUGAAACCAUGGUUUACUUCAGCUCAAGUAAUGUCUGUAUACAGUUUUUACUAUUGUCCAGCACAAUUUAUUUUCUUUUAACUUACACUGAAGCUUUUUAAUGCUGUAGAGGUGUUUGACAAAGUGCUUUUGGUUCUUGUUUUGAUGUUCAGCUGAAAUAUUCUCUUGAAAUUUGCUUAUGAUGCCAUUUGUCUUAAGUGUGGUCCAAGUGACAGCAAAGUGGUCAAAUAGUGUAGAAAACAUGCAUGACUCUUUGGGCUUUUUUUCAUCACUUGUAUAUGCACAGCAUGAAACUUCAAUAAAAAUAUCAUUGUAGUCUUUUUUUUUUAA
Molecule: messenger RNA, 3707 nt
Organism: Pseudopipra pipra
Lineage: Eukaryota; Metazoa; Chordata; Aves; Passeriformes; Pipridae
Gene: VASH2
Product: vasohibin 2
Exons: 7
Coding region: 231-1328 (365 amino acids)
Biological process (GO): regulation of angiogenesis
Cellular component (GO): cytoplasm
Source: RefSeq, a predicted model, not a curated record